AAGCUGAUUGGCUGCACGGCUGGUCACAUGCGCGAGGAACUGUGAAAGACUUGGAGUGGCGCGGAGCGGGUGUGAUGGCGUCUUAUCGAGAUCAAUCCAGUAAGCUCGUCCUGAUGGAGACCGUGUCCCUCCUGCGGAAGCAGUAUCGCACAGAUGCCGGCCAGAAGCAAUGCGGAGAAGUCACAGAUCAAAUGAUCGCACAUGAAGAUAGAUGCGCUGCGGUGGCCAAUGAUACAUAUCGCCGUUUGGUGGGCGACUCUGAACAUUUCAAGCACAGGAGUAACCUGGCGGCAUUCAUCCUGCAGAGAGAUGUUGUGAGUGAAGAGGAGGUCGGUGACGUCUAUGAGGUGGUGGCGCUGGGAACUGGUGCUACCUGGUAUCAGGGAUGGCAGGACUAUCAUGGGCUUCUGGUUCACGAUUGCCAUGCAGUGGUUAUAGCAAGGAGGGCGUUGCUGAGAUAUUUGUAUAAAGAAGUCGCCCUGUACUACAGUAAGGUUCCUGGGGCCAGUGAGAAAAGCAUUUUCCGUCCUACCCAGCAGACACAGUCCCUGGUACUGAAACCGAACACUUUUUUUCAUCUCUACUUGAGUCGAGUCCCAGAGGAAGCCACACAGAGCGGCCUUUCUAGGCGAGAGCAGACGGGUGUGCACCUGAGUAUCCACGCUAAGGGCUCGACGCGUCCAGUGUCUGAGUGUCCUCCCAGUAUAUUAAACACCCACGUCUGCUGUAUGUCCGUUACAGACAAGCUGCUUAAGUGGAGUGCACUUGGGGUCCAGGGAGCUUUGCUAAGUCAAUUUGUGGACCCUCUGUACAUAACUAGCAUCAUCACAGGGAGCAGAAGGCAUCAGAUGGAAGCUUUAAGCCAGGCCCUGGAUCGGCUGCAUCCUCCCUUGGACAUGACAUUGUUUCGACCCUAUUCUGUGUGCUCCCCAUACUUGCUGAUUGUACCAGAAAUCAAUAGCAAUCGUCCUGCACCCAUUCACCCCUCUCACAGCCUCAACUGGACAAAGGGAGACAAGAAUGUGGAAAUUAUCGAUGCCACGACUGGCCAAACAGUGGAAAAGUGA
Messenger RNA from Bufo bufo (common toad), 1067 nucleotides. RefSeq names its product adenosine deaminase domain-containing protein 2-like. Gene Ontology annotation, biological process: adenosine to inosine editing; RNA processing. The transcript is spliced from 7 exons. Bases 75 to 1067 code for a protein of 330 amino acids. The record is from RefSeq and is a predicted model, not a curated record. NCBI's taxonomy places the organism in Eukaryota, Metazoa, Chordata, Amphibia, Anura, Bufonidae. Gene Ontology annotation, cellular component: cytoplasm; nucleolus. Gene Ontology annotation, molecular function: double-stranded RNA adenosine deaminase activity; tRNA-specific adenosine deaminase activity; double-stranded RNA binding.